This is a messenger RNA of Phragmites australis (common reed), 2816 nucleotides long. Its product is annotated as putative disease resistance RPP13-like protein 2. Gene Ontology annotation, molecular function: ADP binding. The record is from RefSeq and is a predicted model, not a curated record. Lineage: Eukaryota; Viridiplantae; Streptophyta; Magnoliopsida; Poales; Poaceae. The transcript is spliced from 4 exons. Gene Ontology annotation, biological process: defense response to other organism. Bases 175 to 2814 code for a protein of 879 amino acids.
GGCAGAAUCUAUUCCUAUGUCGCAUGGAGACUGACCACGAAGCGCACGUAUUCUAAUUCUUCGUUUUCAUGACGACGACGACGAAUCAAAAAGGGUUGCGGCAUCCGGUGGUGUGACUAGAUUUGCGCUCGUUGCGGCCGCACCAAAGGAGAAGAAGGAAGGGAGCGGACCGGCAUGGCAGAGGCGAUCAUCGGGCCCCUGGUGGGGAAGCUGCAGGAGCUUGCUGUCAGCGAGGCGCGGGCGCUGGUGGCAGUGAACGACGACAUCCGGAGCCUCCGGGACAAGCUCAUGUGGAUGCAGGCCUUCCUGCGUGACGCCGACCCGCGGCGCCGCGUCGUCCCCGACGAGGCCAGCCGGGUGUGGCUGCACCAGACGCGCGACGCCGCCUUCGACGCCGAGGACGCCGUCGACCAGUACUUCCUCCUGGUCGACCUAUCCAGGUACCCAAGCUGGACUCGCACCAUUAUAAGGUUCGUUGCUGGAUUUACUACACAAAUACGUGUGCGGCGCAACCUUUCUAGCAAGAUCGAAGCUAUCAACUCAAGGCUUGAGAACAUUGUUAAGAACAAGGACAAGUACAAGCAGAUCGAAGACUCCACUGACAAGACGGUUGUACCAUGGAGAGCUUCCACGACCAUCUCUGUUGCCCCAACCAAAUUGGACAAUUUGCUGCAGCCCCCGCUUGUGAGUCGCGAGGACAAGCACAGAGAGCUCGAUUCUGCUCUGCGUGGUGGCACUGCUCGUCUACAGGUUAUCUCUUUGACAGGGCAAAGUGGAGUGGGCAAGUCAACUCUUGUAAGAGAUGCGUAUGAAAGGCUGGCGAUCAAGAACCAUUUUGAUAUGCAGGCUUUGGCAACUUUCCCACCUUAUUCUAGUGCCUCUGAUAUCCUGAAACUAAUCCUUAGGGAUCUCACGGAGAAUGACUUCACAUUAUCUAAGAAGGAUGUCAGUGAGCAACUCAACAAGGAACUAGAAGGGAAGAAAUACUUGGUGGUGAUAGAUGGUGAGGUUAGCACCACUGAAUGGAAACACAUCCUAGCUGCGCUCCCUUAUGUAGCAAACAGUAGAGUAGUGAGAAUGUCAAAGGAGAGGCCAGAAGAGCCACCAGGAAACUAUGAUCAUCUUGUCAUCCAACUUGACCGUUUUGAUGAGGAUGCUACCAUAGAGUUGUUCCAGCAGAGAGUUCACAGGGAAGAAAGCAGUCCAAAGUACAAUGAAGCUGUACGAAAUGGUGUUGUAAAUGAUUACCGUCAAGACAUUUUUGACACCACGGAGGGGCUACCACUAGCAAUUGUCCUUCUUUCAGGCCUUCUUCGAACAAAGGAGUUUCCGGUUGAGUGGAAAGCUGUAUUUGAUCAUCUUAGAUCCAAGCAAUCAAAGCGGCUUGACAGCAUACUAUCCCUGUGCUUUGAUGAUCUUCCAUAUGACGUGAAAUCUUGCUUCCUUUACUUUGCUGCAUUGCCAACAAACAUGCUAAUUGAGGCACAAGAUUUGGUGUGCAUGUGGAUGGCAGAGGGCUUCCUAAGACCAAAGGAAGGGAUGACAAUAGAGAAGGUUGGUUACCGUUACUUGAAGGAGUUGAUCGCGAGGCAUUUAAUCAACCCUGAGCCUAUGGAUGAGAACAGUCCUGAAGAGGAGCUUGUGUCCAUCCAAAGCAAAGUCCAUGCCUUUCUACAGAUUGAAGCACAAGAGGUGAAUUUUGUGGAGAUCCAUAACAGUGAUGACAUCCCAGCUUUGUCAACUGCUCGCCGCCUCUCCCUGCAAAAUCGCAUGGAUAAAUAUGCUACACUAACCAACCCUAUUCCAAAGCUACGGUCCAUCUUGUCUAAUUUUGAAAAGGAAGAAAUAAGCAAGGAAUAUGAAAGCAUAUCUAAGUUCCUCCGUGUUAUUAACCUGCAAGGCCUUGAAGUUGGUGACAAGUUACCAAAUGAAAUUGGUGAUGUGGUGCACCUGCAGUACCUUGCUGUCACAUCCUGUUCUUUGAGUGAGAUACCGCCAUCGGUCGGAAGGCUCACUAAUCUUCAGACACUUGAUGUCCGGGAUACUGCAGUUGAGAAGCUACCUGAGUCAUUCUGGAAGAUUAGAACACUAAGGCAUGUGUUUGGUCAUUGCCUCAUCUUGCCUAAACGGGUUGGUGACUUGAAGAACCUACAGACACUUGACACCAUAAAACCUGAUAAGUAUGGUUGGGAUAGAAAUACUCUUGCAAAAAUGAUCCAUCUCCGUUCCUUGUUCAUUUGGAAACUUUCCGAAGGUCAUUUGAAGGUGCUAGCUGCUGCUCUGAAAAAACUGAAGCACCUUGUGACACUGACCAUACAUGGUGAUGGUAUUCCAUCAAGUGUGUUCACCAGCUCCUCGCUUCGACGCCUUGAGGUUUUGGAAUUGGACGGGAAGCUUGACAUGCCAUCUGAACCAAAUGACAUCAAAUCAUGCCUGCCCAAUCUACUUCUUUUGUCACUAGAGAAAACAAUGGUUUCACAGGACUUCAUCAAUAAGUUAGCUGAGCUGCCCUUCCUUGCUAGCCUCACUUUGGAUGUUGGAUCAUACAAGGAUGGACAACUUGUAUUUUCUCCCGGUGGAUUUCAUAGCUUGAAGAGGUUGACGAUUGACUUGAUAGAAUUGAAGAAAGUUAAAAUACAUGAAUCAUCACUUCCCAGGCUUGUAGAUUUGGAUAUUUUAUCCUACUCUAAUGAUCUGGAAAUUGAGAUUGUGGGUAAAUCCAACAUUGUGGACAAGCUCCGUGGUGAGGAUGAAAACCUUUAUAAGAAGAUCAAACGGACUCCAAGGACUGAACGGGCUGCUGGAAGACAUUGAAU